Messenger RNA from Rattus norvegicus (Norway rat), 3013 nucleotides. It is a transcript of the gene Cacng6, whose product is annotated as calcium voltage-gated channel auxiliary subunit gamma 6. Gene Ontology annotation, molecular function: calcium channel regulator activity. The record is from RefSeq and is a predicted model, not a curated record. Gene Ontology annotation, cellular component: membrane; plasma membrane; plasma membrane protein complex. NCBI's taxonomy places the organism in Eukaryota, Metazoa, Chordata, Mammalia, Rodentia, Muridae. Gene Ontology annotation, biological process: calcium ion transport; regulation of transmembrane transport.
AGACCCUAGUCCUGUUCCCUCAGGGCCAGAAACCUAUACUGAAGCUCUCCUCCCAUAUAUCUAGGAGUUCAGCCCUUCUCCCUGAAAUCCUGAAACUACAUACCCAGGCUCUCCUUCCUCAGACUCAGACCAGGUCCACAUCCUCCAAGCCCAGAAGCCCAUACUCAAGCCCUCCUUCUUCAGACCUGAGUCCACCCUGCCCCCACCUCCAGUUUUUUUCCAAGCCUCUGAAUCUCAGAAUCCAGCAAUCCAGCUAGGGAGCUUCCAGCGUGGACCGCUCAGGACAGAAACACAAGUUAGUACUUCGCUGGCUAUGAGAUCCAGAGUUUGGAGUAUGGACUUUGCAGCUCGGUCUCAGACCCGUGGGGAAACAAAUCUUCGUCCGUUCAGCCUGUUGAAGACCGGGUCCCCAACCCCUCCUUCCUAGAGUCCUCCCUCCCCCGCCCCUUGUCCCCUUAAAAUACCCGGAUCCCUAUGGCAACAGGCGCCUGCGACAGGUGCGAGUGUUAUUUACGGGUCGAGCCCAAAAUAGCCGGUGGGGUGAGGGGGUGGGCGGAUGGGGCGAGGCAGGGAGCGAGCGCAGCAGGUCCGGAGGGCUGACUGGGUAGUGGCGAGCAAAGCCGGACGCUUCGGAGGCAUCGCGGAGCUGGGGCCGUCGCGGCGCAGAGGCAGGAGAGCUCAAGGGACCCGUGCCGGGGAGACCCGGGUGGGAAGCCCAAAGGGAGCGCGGGACCCCGAGCUGAGUCUGGAGCGAUCCUGGCCGAGCAGGCCUUGGGAGCCUGGGGGAGGGGGAGCCGAGUGACUGCAGACAGACUGACUGAGAGUCCCUUUCCAAGCCCUGUGUCCCCCAGGGUAUUUAUUUUGCCCUGGUUUUCUGAGCCUGAGUGUGGACCACAGUGCCUUGAUCUAAGCCCUGUCCUGACUACAGGUUUUCCUCCUGGGCCCUCAGAGUGGCCCCCGGCCUCUUUUUCUGGACCUCACUGUGAUUCUCAGCCACUGUGGGAGACCUGGACUCUUUUCUGAGCAGUUCCUGGCUUGCCUAUACUCCCUCGAAUUCCAUUGGGGCCCCGAAUUAACUGUGAAUACUGGAGGAUUCUCCUUGCCUUUCAGACUUGGAGAGAUAUCAAACUUUACCUGUGAAAUCCCAAUUCUAACUCUUGUAUUGCCCAAAAGUGUACUGAUUUCUCCUUUCUCAAAGUCUGAGCCUGAAGAAACUUAAACUAUCUCCUCAAACACAUGAAAGACCUCAGCUUCCCUCUUUGGGAAAACUCUGAGGCUUACUGGAGACCCCAUCAGCAGCCUAUAGAGACUGGACAAGUUUUCCCCCUGGGUUCUUCAGUCUUCCUCUUGGGUCCGUAAACUUCAGAGUAGCCUAGCUUUUUUCCUAGGCCUCACCUGUGCCAACUUCAUGUGCACAAGCCCUGGCGGCAUCCUUAGGCCAAGACUAUAGUUAGUUUCUCUUCUCAGGGGCAGAGGCCUCCACUCUUGCAUUUCGGGUUCAGCUUUUUCUCAUUCCCAAUCUGAUUGACACUGAGGCCACUACUUCCUUUGAAAGUGCAGGCCCUGCUCCCUGCCCCUUAAGACCCCUCUGCACGGGUCUUUCUGACUCCUUGAAGCUCUCCUGAGCCCCAGCCGAUCCCAUCAUCAUGAUGUGGUCUAACUUCUUCAUGCAAGAGGAAGACCGUCGUCGGACGGCUGUGGGCCGGCGUCGUGCCCAAGAACAGCAGAAUCUCGGCUUGACUCCGGAGCGAGAGGGCAAGAUCAAGCUGGGGUUGCUGGUGGCUAUCGUGGGUGCCACUCUGGCUGUGCUAGCUGUGGGCACCGAGUUCUGGGUGGAACUCAAUACAUACAAGACCAACGGCAGCGCCGUCUGUGAGGCCGCCCAUUUGGGGCUGUGGAAGGUGUGCAUCAAGCGACUGUGGCAGGCGGAUGUACCCGCGGGCAGGGAGACCUGUGGCCCAGCUGAGCUGCCAGGAGAAGCAAACUGCACCUACUUCAAGUUCUUCACCACGGGGGAAAAUGCGCACAUCUUCCAGAGAACCACCAAGAAAGGCCUGCUGCUCUUUGUCAGCCUGGAGGUGUUCCGGCAUUCCGUCAGAGCCCUGCUGCAGGGGGUCAACCCUGAGACCCCUCCAGCUCCACGCCUGGCCUAUGAGUAUUCCUGGUCCCUAGGCUGUGGUGUGGGCGCUGGUCUAAUCCUGCUGCUGGGGGGAGUCUGUUUCCUCCUGCUCACCCUGCCUUCCUGGCCCUGGAGGUCACUGUGCCCCAAGCGGGGUGGCCCAACUGCCUAGAGCGCUGGCCUGCUUUCUGAAGGCAUCUGCCAACCCUGCCUCAGUUUCCAGCUUUCUCCUCAGGACUUUUCAUCUCUCUUCUAGAGAAACUGUUUUUCCCACUCUGGUGGGCUCAUUUCACAAAAUGUCUUGGUCCCUCAUCUUCUCUCUGUAAAUAAUGCCUUUGGGGGUGUGGGGAAUGGCUCAGUAAGUAAAUCGCUUGCUGAGCAAGCUUGAGGACUUGGAAUUUGAGUCCCCAGAACUCACUUUAAAAGCCAGCACAGUAGUCCAUGUCUAUAAUUCCAAUGUUGGGAAGGCAGAGAUUAGAGGAACCUUGGAGCUCACUGACCAGUUAGCCUAGUCAAUUAUUGAGGUCAGGUUCAGUGAGAGACCCUGUCUCAAACAAUAAGGCAGGAGCAACAAAGGAAGAUGCCUGAUGCUAAACUCUGACACACACACACACACACACACACACACACACACACACACACACACACCACAGUAGUUGAAUUUGGGUUGCUUGAGGUAGGAUGGGAAGUUCCCUGGGGAAACUUCUAGGGAUCCGAUGGGAGAUGGAUGGGUGAAAGGGCUGGGGUCCCAGAAGGAUUUGGGAGCUUUCUUUCCAAUUCCUCGCUGAUCCACGGAAUGGAGAGACGUCCUACAACUGCUGGAUGGAACAAGGAAGAGCCCGGGUCCAACUUCACUGUCAUCAGACUUGGGAUUAAAGGUUUGAAGAUGUGACA